UACCAGAAAAAUUCAAGAUAUAUCAUGGAAUGAAGGGACUCAGGAGCUUCAUAUCAUUAGAUAAAUCAUUUAUAUAUUACAACGUGUCCCAAAAAGUGCUAUGUGACCUGUUGUUGGCAUUGAAGUAUUUGAGGGUGCUUUCAUUAAGUCACUACUCGAUAAAUGAGAUACCAUAUUGCAUAGGCGAACUGAUGCACCUAAGGUACCUUAAUCUAUCAUAUACAGGUAUUAAAAUGCUUCCAAAGUCAAUUGUUGCAUUGUACAACCUAGAGGCUUUGAUGUUGGGAGGGUGUCAUAACCUUUUGGAAUUCCCAAAAGGUAUGGAGAAACUAAUCAAUCUCAGAUUUCUCGACAUUAGCAACACUACAAGUCUAAAAGUGACGCCGCUAUAUAUAGGUAAGUUGGUGGGUCUUGAAAUGAUGUCGAAGUUUGUAGUGGGAACGGGAAAUGGCUCAAGGUUAGAGGAGUUAAAAGACCUAGAGAUCCUUAGAGGGGAAUUGUGCAUCUCUGAUUUGCAUAUGGUUCGAGAAGCCAAAGAUGCCCGCGAUGCCAAUUUAUGUGUGAAGAAGGGAAUAUGCCGGUUGACCAUGCGGUGGAGUACAAAUUUUGAAAAUUCCCGAAAUGAAGAGCUUGAAAGAGAGGUCCUUAACUUUCUUUGCCCUCACCAAAACCUUGAAAAUCUCACAAUAUUCUGUUAUGGUGGCCUAAAAUUCCCAUCAUGGUUAGGAAGUCCCUCACAUGAUAAGCUAGUGCAUUUACAUUUACACGGGUGUCAGAAGGUCAAAACAUUACCAUCGCUCGGACUACUACCUUCCUUGAAAGAACUGUACAUCAAAGAUUUAAAUGCAAUAUGCACAGUAGGGUCAGAAUUUUAUGGAAGUAAUAGUCCUUUUCCGUCCUUAAUAACUUUGAAAAUCGAGGGCAUGCCAUUGUGGAAGGACUGGUCUCAUUGCGUCGGCAUCGAAGAAGUUAUAUUCCCUCAUCUUGAGCAUCUCGUCAUUUCUCAUUGUCCUAUGUUGAUCGGAAGAUUGCCUAGUCAAUUAAGCUCCCUCAUAAAGCUUGAAAUCUACUCUUGUCCGCAUAUGGAUGCCUCGCUCACUAUCACGAGCCUUCCAUCUCUCAAUGAAUUAGAAUUCAAAGGUUGUAAUGAGGGGGUGCUACAGAGUUUGGUAAGCUCGGCAUCUCUAACUACUCUAACCAUAGAUGAUGUUAUUGAACUGGCUUGCUUAAAUCAUGGAUUGACAAGCUCCUUGAUCAAGCUAGAAAAGUUGAAGAUCGUGGGGUGUACAAAGUUAAGAUAUUUGUGGCAAGACGGAGAUGCAAUUCGGAAUCUUAAUUGUUUGAAGAGCUUAGUUGUAUGUAGAUGUCCGGAAUUCAUACAUUUUGUGGCUGAAGAAGGAGAUAUAGAGCUGCCUGGCAGCCUCGAGACUAUUGAAUUGCAAGAGUGCAUCAAGUUAGAGAAGCUUCCAAGCAAAGUUGAUGUUGUUGAACUGGCUUGCUUAAAUCAUGGAUUCACAAGCUCCUUAAUCAAGCUAGAAAAGUUGAAGAUCGUGGGGUGUACAAAGUUAAGAUAUUUGUGGCAAGACGGAGAUGCAAUUCGGAAUCUUAAUUGUUUGAAGAGCUUAGUUGUACGUAGUUGUCCGGAAUUCAUACAUUUUGUGGCUGAAGGAGAUAUAGAGCUACCUGGUAGCCUUGAGACUAUUGAAUUGCAAGAGUGCAUCAAGUUAGAGAAGCUUCCAAGCAAGAUGCACACUCUCUCCUCUCUUAGAGACUUGACGGUUCGUAUAUGUCCAAAACUCGUGUCCUUUCCAGAAACAGGUAUACCUACAUCAAUAAUAUCAUUAAAUAUCGAGAAUUGCGAGAUGUUGCAAUCUUUACCUAGAGGAUUAAGUGCUCAUCUAGAUGAACCAAGCAGCAGCAGUAGCAAUACCCGCCGUGACAUUAUAUCUUUUCUACAAGACUUAAGAAUCUCCGGAUGCAAUUCUUUGCCAUCCUCUCCAUUCAGCGAGGUUAUAUUUUUACCCACGACCCUCAAGAGACUUAACAUUCAUGACUGCAGGGGGGUGGAGUCGCUCGCGGAGAUAAAUCUAGACCCUUUUCAGUCUCUUCAAGAGAUUGAAAUUGUCAGAUGUGAGAAUUUGAGAAGCUUACCCCAGGGUCUGCACACGCUGUCUCAGCUCAGUUCCUUGGGGUUAGCUGCCUGUCCUGCUCUAGAGGUUGAGUGCUUCCCUCCUCUUCCUCCCGGUAUCUCAAUAUUUAGUCUUAGGAGUUGUCCGAAGAUAAAAUCGUUACCUAAUCAGUUGUAUCGGCUCGCAUGUCUCCGAUAUCUGUUAAUUUGGGAUUGUGAGAGAUUCACGCGCUUCCCCGACGGAGGAUUGCCGCCCCAGCUAGAGAGACUUGAGCUUAUUGGAUGCGAGAAUAUGAAGCAGCCGGUGAGGGAGUGGCUCACCCCGCUCACCUCCCUUGAGAGGCUAGAUAUCGACGGCAGGGUGGGAGGAGUGGGAGAGGAGGAGGAUCUUGUGCUUCCGCUCCCUUCCUCUCUGCUCUAUCUCAACAUCUUACGUAUGGGGAAAGUGGAAAGACUGUCCAGCAGUCUCCCUCCCUCUCUCCGGAGCUUAUGGAUCUCCUAUUGCCCGAAGCUGAGGGAGUUGCCCCAGGAUGGCCUCCCUCCCUCCCUAGAAGACCUCUGGAUCUUCAAUUGCCCGAUUCUGCAGAAGCGAUGCAAGAAAGGGACUGGCUACUAUUGGCCCCUCCUCCGCGAAAUCCCAGAUAUUCGAGGAGUCUGAGGCCUGGCUCUUUCAUCAUCUGUGUCCUUCCCCCGUUGUUGUGUGCACCUCCAUCGCCACCGCUGCUUCGGCUCUCCACUCCGUCGUCGUCCUCACCUCCUUCUCCAUCUCCAUCUCCAUCUCAUGAAUAUAUUCCAAUUAAUACAGAUUACAUUGAAAUUCCCAUCGGUGAAGUUUGCCGGCACCGUGCCUAGGAGGAGAAGAUGCUGAAGUGGGGACCCUGGGAUGUGAGAUUGCUCCUCAUUUUAGAGACGAAGGGGAGAUGCCAACUGCAGGCUCUGCUGUUCUUAACAUCUUUGACCUUUUUGUGGGAACUCUUUCCCAUGGUUAGAGUUGGUUCUCAAAUCACUUGCGGGGGAUAGAGCAUUCACCAGAAGUGGAAGGAAGUCGGUAUUAACUCUCUGUCUGCAUUUACCGAUGCAAAGUAUUUAUUCCCACACAAGCAAUCUUCUCAUUUCUGAGCAUACUACAGCGCACAUUGGAAUCUAUGGGGAAAAGGAUUUUAUUGCGGCUCAACCCUAUGUUCCAUCAUUUUACUCACCAUCCAAGAUUAAGGAAUGGUUUAGUUGGUUUGAGUACAGACACAAAUGAUAUCUUUGCCCAUUGUUCAUUUUGAUAAAUAUUCCUAUUUUGCUUCAUGGAAUCAAAGAAGCAUUGCCCUAGAGUCACUGGUUGGCAAAGUUUAAAGGAUAGCAAUUGGGCCAAACUAGGGGCUGUGAAAAAUGCCCCUUCCAUCAUCGUCUCCUUCUCCUUUGUUGUCUGCACCUUAAUCACCUAUGCUUCAUCUCUCCGCUCCAUCAUCCUCAAUUCCAUCACCGUCUUCAUCUCAUGAAGAUGUCAUUAAAAUCAGAUUACAUUGGAAUUCCAUUGGUGAAGUUUGUUGGUACAACCCAGCAACCUAAAGAAAGGUCUAUAGACCCUUCCUUCACCAUCACCUCACUGGUAUUAAGUCUAGGAGGAGAAGAUGCUGAAGGGGACCCUGGCUGUGAGAUUGCUCCACAUUGUAGAGACAAAGGGACAUGCCACUGCGGGCUCUGUUCUUAAGAUCUUGACUUUUGUGGAAACUUUUCCAUGAUUGGUUGGUUCUCAAAUUACUCAUGGACAUAGGUAUGUAUAUAUGUUUGCUUUCCCCAUUCAGUAAGUGUCUGUUUUGCCCUGACAUUAGAUGAAUCUAAAGUCUGGACAUAAUUUAUAUGAUAAGUUAAUAGCAAAGACAAGUAUGAAAAUGUUUGAAAGUUGCAUCUCCUUGAAAAAGUGUAGCUCAGAACUUCGGAUGGAUAGAGCAAGUUCGUGUCAAGUUAAUGGCAGUUAGGUGCUUUAAAUCUUCUUUCCUGUUUUAGUCCGAAAGCUCCAUUUGAACACAUUUACUAAGUUGUGGAAUGUACCUGACUAGUUUCCCUUAUAUCUCUGAUUCUGAUAUGGGGAAAUUACUUUUGCACCAUUCACUAGAAGUGGAAGCAACUCAGUAUUAACUUUGCGUCUGCAUUUACCGAUACAAACUACUUAUUCCCACACAUGCAAUCUUCUCAUUUCGGAGCAUAUUGUGGUGCACAUCGAAAUCUAUGGGGGACAGAUUUAUUCCACCUCAACCCUUCCAUUCCGGCAUUUUACACAACAUCCAAGAUUAAGGAGUGGUUUAGUCGGUUUGAGUACAGACACAAGUGAAGGCAUUUUGUGUCCUAGAUAGCACUCGAUGAUAUCUUUGUCCAUUGUUCAUUUUGAUAACUAUUUAUAUUCUGCUUCAUGGAAUCAGAAAUGCAUAGCCUUGCAGUCGCAGGUUGGCAAAGUUUAGAGGGCCAAAGGAUCGGCUGCAAUACGUAACUCUCAUUGGAAAUGCCUGCUGCUAGGUCUGAGGAGUUAAUUACCAUACAAGCUGCAGUUGGCGGUGUGUUUUUCCUAGUUCCUCAGCUGCAAACAAAGUUGUUUUUUGCACAGCUUCUUCAAAUGGUUGCCUUAACUUUUUUGUCGCAUGGGAUAUUUUCGGAAACAAGGAUGCUGAUGUUGAGUGUGACACAAACUUGGGUGGUUCUCCCCUAAUGUCCCAAGAUUUGGCUUUAUUUUUUGGUUAGUAAUACAUGAUAAACUUCCCACU
This is a messenger RNA of Eucalyptus grandis, 4878 nucleotides long. RefSeq names its product putative disease resistance protein At3g14460. The transcript has 6 exons. Lineage: Eukaryota; Viridiplantae; Streptophyta; Magnoliopsida; Myrtales; Myrtaceae. The coding region runs from base 30 to 2786 and encodes 918 amino acids. The record is from RefSeq and is a predicted model, not a curated record.